Lactuca saligna is the source of this 483-nucleotide messenger RNA. The record is from the annotation of a GenBank genome assembly. Lineage: Eukaryota; Viridiplantae; Streptophyta; Magnoliopsida; Asterales; Asteraceae.
AUGGAUGCACCCGUUCCGAUAGUUCGAACCGAAGGCGAACUUGCUGUUGCGGAGGAAUUAGGGCAAAAUGUUGAUCAUAUCAUCGUGAAGGUUGAUGAGUUACUUACAUCAUCAGUUCUGAUUGGUCAAUUGGUUAAUGCCCACCAACAUUUGUUGACACUCAGGAUAACAAAUUAUCUUGGAAUGAACCAAGAAGUGGUUAUCAUGCACUUGGCUUGUUCAAAGCUCACAGUAUCAUCAAUAGUUCUUGAUGCUACUCCCCUUGAAAUUUUACUUGAUAAGGUUCCUCUGUUACUAGGCAUUGGGGAAGAAGAUACAACCCUAAAUAAGGUAACUGAAAGUGGCGAUACUGAUCUUGUUUAUCUUGUUCUCUUUCAUAUAUGGCAUAAGAGGCCAACAUUGGAAUUAUUUGGAAUGAUACAAGCUAGACCUAUUGCACACAAUCUAUUCAUACGUUAUGCAAGGUACUAUAUGUUGGAUUAA